This is a messenger RNA of Diplodia corticola, 1278 nucleotides long. RefSeq names its product gata transcription factor. The record is from RefSeq and is a predicted model, not a curated record. Gene Ontology annotation, molecular function: zinc ion binding; RNA polymerase II cis-regulatory region sequence-specific DNA binding; DNA-binding transcription factor activity, RNA polymerase II-specific. The transcript has 5 exons. Bases 1 to 1278 code for a protein of 425 amino acids. Gene Ontology annotation, biological process: negative regulation of transcription by RNA polymerase II; positive regulation of transcription by RNA polymerase II. Lineage: Eukaryota; Fungi; Ascomycota; Dothideomycetes; Botryosphaeriales; Botryosphaeriaceae.
AUGCCGGAUGCACGCGCUUGCACGCGUUUUCCCCCCACCGCAAACACGGCUUCCACGCUCGCCAUCUCGUUGCUCAACCGGCCCGUGGCCAUUGAGAACCUGCACUACCACAACCGCCCGCCGUCGCCGCGCGACCUCGCCCCCUUCAACACGGCUUCCUCACUGGACGAGCGCCCGUCGCUGCCGUCGAUCGGGCUGACCAUCUCGCGGCCCUCGUCGGCAGCGUCCCAGUCCGGCGCCCGUCUCCCCCCGCCGCAGCCGCUGCACCGCGGCACCAGCCCGGGCAUCCAGCUGCCCGGCGUGUCGUCGCUGGCGUCGCUGGCAGCAUCGUCGACGUCGUCGCCGAGGCCCGACAACAGGCCCCCGAAUGCCGUUUCGCACAGCAUGACCUACGCCACGAGUGCCCCGGCCACGUCGGGCGGACAGAACCCGCCCAUCUGCCAGAACUGCACCACCAGCACCACCCCGCUCUGGCGCCGCGAUGAGGUCGGUUCCGUGCUGUGCAACGCCUGCGGCCUGUUCCUGAAGCUGCACGGCCGCCCGCGCCCGAUAAGCCUCAAGACCGACGUGAUCAAGAGCCGCAACCGCGUCAAGACGUCGGGCCAGGGCCCCAAGAAGAAGCAGCACGACAAUGGCCUCGACCAAGUCCGCGCGGCCGCCGGCACGCCGCCCGUCGACGCCCUCUCCAACCACCGCCGUGCGCAGAAGGUCUCGUCCGGCGCGUCCGAACGCUCCACUUCGCCGCUGUCGCGCACUGGCACUCCCAACCUGGGCCACCACCACCCCUCCAACAUUGCUCCCCAGCACAUGUUCGACGGUGUGACGCUCAACGGCCAUGAGUUCCACUCGCCCUCGCUUCCCUCUUUCAUGCCCCAUCGCCAGCCCUCUCCGUCUGCUUCGUCGGUAAACGGCUCGCACCUGGAGCCGCCCAUGUCCUACGACGGGCUGGCUACCACCAAUACUGCGCUCAAGACACGCGUCAGCGAGCUGGAGGUCAUCAACGACCUGUUCCGCGGUCGUGUUACCGAGCUCGAGCAGAGCGAGCAGCGCGCACGCCAGAAUGAGGCUCACGCGCGCGACCACGAGAAGCUCUUGCAGCAGGAUCUCGACGAUUCGCAUGCCCGCGAGGCCGAUCUGAAGCGCCGCGUCGAUGAGCUGGAGGCUGAGCUGGCUGAGUACAGGGGUGAUGGCCCUCGCCAAAAGAGAAUGCGCCUGUCCGACAUUGUCGACGAGAGCGCGGCGUCGACGCCCUUAUCGACCCCCUCACAAUCGAACUGA